Messenger RNA from Cydia fagiglandana, 3551 nucleotides. RefSeq lists its product as uncharacterized. Bases 135 to 944 code for a protein of 269 amino acids. The record is from RefSeq and is a predicted model, not a curated record. The transcript is spliced from 6 exons. Lineage: Eukaryota; Metazoa; Arthropoda; Insecta; Lepidoptera; Tortricidae.
GCGACAGACGCUCGUCCGUCAGACCAUAUCCUCUCUAAAUUACGCGACGAAAAAAUCAACAAAUGUUCUUGUGAUGACAGUGUUUUUCUUACUUAAAUGUGAUGUGAUAAAUACUUUUCCCGAACUUUGUGAGGAUGUUUGUCUUAGCAGUUCUCAGCCUUCUUAUACAAGAAUCGUUACUGCUUCGUAUGGUGCGCGUGUCGGUGCCGGCGUACCGCGUGCGCGGGCAGCCGGCGCAGCUGGAGUGCGAGUACGACCUGGGCGACGACGCGCUCUACUCCGUCAAGUGGUACCGCGACAACGAGGAGUUCUACCGCUACAUGCCCAAGUUCGACCCGCCGAAGCACGCCUAUAAGAUAGAGGGGAUCAAAGUAGAUGUAGCUAAGUCAGAUGACCGCAAAGUGAUCCUGCACCAAGUGAUGCUGAAGACGUCGGGGCUGUACCGGUGCGAGGUGUCUGCAGAAGCGCCGAGCUUCUCCUCAGCCGCUGGAGAAGGAAAACUAGAAGUUAUUUAUUUACCUAGAGAGGGUCCCAAAAUAACUGGAAAUGAACAGGAGAACAGAAGAGGGCAUUCAAUAUUUCUAAACUGCACAUCGGGGAGGUCAUACCCGGCAGCCGUGCUCAGUUGGGACAUCGAUGGGGAAAAGGUAACAGACCCGGAGCUCCUAGUGGAGUACCCUCCGACACUGCACGCACACGGACUGAUGUCGUCAGCCCUAGGCCUGCGUGUGCCGGUGGGGAGGACCAUGCAGGUGCGAUGCACGGCGCGGGUCGCGCCUGCCUGGAGAGAGGGCAGCGAGGCUGUUGUUGGGAACAGCCAGCUAGCAGACAGCAAGGAGGCUAUGUUGCUGGUAAAAAGCUCAAGCGACGUGUCAUCACCGAGCGUAAUCCUGUUAACACUAGCCCUGGGCCUGCUCAUCGCCCCCACGCAAUCCGGCACGUGAUAAAUUAUCUCCGGACUUAUAUUAACAAACGUGAUUUAGGCGUAACACUCCGAGAUUACUCCCAGAAUAGACUGAGAGCAUCAAUGGAGGAAAACUACGAUGCCAUGUCUUAUUUUGUAAGUAGGUUAUGAUUUUGAACACUGUGAAAAAGGAGAAGCAUUAAAUAUUUCUUCACAACAAAUUAAAAGUAAAUGCUGUUUAAAAUAAUGGAGCGGUGUUCAAACUGUAAAGUCACUUGAUUUGAUAUAACACGCAGUGGAUACCUAGAACUCGUACAAGUAUUUUAGCGCGAGAGAUAUACACUACGAAUAUUAUCAAAUCUAUACCUAUCCAAUUUUUAACGUUAAAAUGCCGGCUUAUGAUGAAUUUUAGGUAGGUACCACCAUAUUCUAAUAGAGUUAUAACCUGUGUAAAAAUAACGACUAUUUUGGCGUUACUAUGUUACACUGAUCUUCUUGUCAGUUUAUAUUCAACACAUAACUUGAUAAUCUUUCUUUAUGUAGUAAUGAUCUGUUUUAAACAACGAUUUAAAUUUAAACUCACAGCCCUAUUCAAAUUUAAUAACUUGUUACGGGUUUGAACUUUUGAAGAUAGCUCACGCUCGGCACGAAGUGAAAGUCGUGCAUGGGAUGAGCUCCCAACACCAAGAUCGUCAACGUCGUAUCAAAACCAGUUUAAAACUAUAACAAAUUUUAAUCUAAAUCGGGCUCCCAUAGUUGUAUUAACGUCUGUAUCUUUAGGUAUUUAAAUAAAAGUAAACAAAAUCUACCCGCAAAUGGCUCUUUAAGCCAGUUGAGGGUAGAUGAAAACAUUACAUGAUGAAAUAAGGUAGGUUAAAGUCAGGUCGUUCUGUGACAGAUCCAGGCGCUUUGUAUAAUGGUUGGUUAACCAAUAAAUGUUAUAACUACCCGAAACUGUACAAAUUGUUUAUUUCCUUUCAUUUAAAUACCUAAAUAUACAGAGUAUAGUUUCGAAUUCUAUGUAUACUUUUUUAAAGUACUCUAAUAUAUUUUUCUCUUUGGUUUCCCAGUCUAUGAUAAUCAGAAAGUUCUACAAGUACUUGCGGUCUGCGAGAACUUGCCAUAGUUUUUGCUGAGAAGACUUAGUAAAGCCUUGUUUUACGAACUAAUAUUAAAUUUACUGUAGCGAAGCGAACUUUAACAAGUUGUUUAAUUGUAUGUACCUUUGAAAUGGUAAUAAAUUUCGUAAAUUUCAAUGAAAUUCUGUUUGUUGCACUGAAAACUAGCGUCACGGAUGACCGCGGCAUUAUGCUGAGUCUUAUUUUAGCGUCCACUGUUUUUUUUGUGGCUGCAUGUUUUUUUUCUACAUGUAAUAUGUUAUGGCGUUAAAUAAAUGCAUUUUCUUUCUUUCAAAUAACAAAUAUUAAAGACUUGCAAAUAUUUAUGCUUGCAAGAAAGAUUGAAAAAAUAUUGUGAAAAUUGUACAUAUAAUAACGUUAAGGCGAUUAAAUUGUCAUUUUCUAUGAUUACUUACGAGUAUGUCUUAAAUACAUAUCUUGAUUAUAUUAAAAGGUAAUUUUUCUUUUUACCAUUAGCAUAUUUAAAAUAUCAGAAUACUAUAAGUAUGUACGAUUUCUGAUUGUUUGCUUAAUUAAAGGCAAUUUAUUUAUUUCAACUAAUAAAAUUGUUUAUUGUCGUUUUUUGAUUUAUGAUUUAACUCAUCUUUUUUGUUCGGUACCUAAUUGUUUUUUCAGCGCACUGCAGUAACUGUACCUAUACUUAUACAUGUAAAUAAUGUUUUUUUUUAUUAUCUGUAAAUAGUAACAUCUAGUAAAGCCUUCCUAGAUACGCUAAUAUUUGUAAAAUUGAUGUCAAAGCUGUAUAUAUUUUGUGUAUUUUAUCUAAUUCGGUUGUAAAAAGAUACAAAAAAUAUAUAAAUCUUUGAAAUUUACUGAACUCAAACGAUGUAAAUAUAUGGCACACAUUUUGAAAAAUUGUCUCACUAUUUAACUUAGUUUUGAAAUUUUCUGUGUUAGGUACCUAAAUAAAGAAAAGCUGUAUAAUGAGAAUUCUACUUUGCUUACAAGAGAAUUAAUUGUACAACCAAUUUGAUUUAAAGAAUUCAAAAUAAAUGAUAUAAGUUGAUGAUAGUACAGAAAAUAAGAUUUUAGAGAUGUUGUUAGUAAACAUUUACCUUAAUAUAAAAAAAAAAUAUGUUUCUACAAGAGUAACGUACUAGUAAAUAUUUAUAUUGCAAAAUUCUUUUCUGUCGCACACUUCUUUUUAACUUUUUCGUGGUGACUUAUCCAUUAUGGUUGUACGUAACAAUGAAAAGAGAAUAACCAUUGAUUUUUUUUACAAAAUGUACCGAUUGUAUAUUGACGACAUAUUUAUCCAAUAAGUAAAUAAUUUUGCCUAAUUUUUGUAGUUAUGCUGUGCGUAUACUAUCAAAUAUAUUAGAUUUUCGUGAUAAAUUUGUAUAGAUUAUAAGAUUUCAAUUAUGUAAAAGGGUAAUAAACAUUUAUACUUGUCAUUUCACCAAUUUGUUGCUGAUUUUCGUAUUCCCAAAUGUAAAUAAUACUGGUCUACGUCACUUUUCGCUUUUGUUGUUAAAGAGUAUGAAGUCAUGUUUUAUGUUACGAGUAAA